Molecule: messenger RNA, 267 nt
Organism: Adineta ricciae
Lineage: Eukaryota; Metazoa; Rotifera; Eurotatoria; Adinetida; Adinetidae
Source: the annotation of a GenBank genome assembly
AUGUUUUCUUUGGUGCUGUUCGUUGGAUCUUCCACUGUGUGGGGCGUUCUCUCCAUAGCAAUCUAUAAGGCAGUCGAUUUUCAUCCAUUCUGCCGACGUGUCCAAACUAUUGCAGGCGCCGUUUCUAGAUUUGUUCUUCUAUCGUGGGCUGUUGUUCGCGUUUUGCUCGGAUGGUUUCGUUCCGAAUAUGGUCGCGAAGCGAAACUCGCAGGAUCUGACGCAGGUAUCGCAUCUGAAAAAUUUCAAGCUUGUUCAGUUCUCGUUUGA